Papaver somniferum (opium poppy) is the source of this 3022-nucleotide messenger RNA. Its product is annotated as general negative regulator of transcription subunit 3-like. Lineage: Eukaryota; Viridiplantae; Streptophyta; Magnoliopsida; Ranunculales; Papaveraceae. Gene Ontology annotation, biological process: regulation of DNA-templated transcription; nuclear-transcribed mRNA poly(A) tail shortening. The transcript is spliced from 16 exons. Gene Ontology annotation, cellular component: nucleus; P-body; CCR4-NOT core complex. The record is from RefSeq and is a predicted model, not a curated record. Bases 174 to 2846 code for a protein of 890 amino acids.
CCUCUGCAAUUCUUGAAAGUCUUUCUCGGGAACUUUAACCGAAAAUUAAACUCUAUCCCUCUCUAUCAGAAAAAAACCCUAAAAUUGACAGUGCAAGUGGGAAGAACACAUCAGGAACCCCAGGGUUGGAUGAUUAAAUACUGUUAUUCAACCAAUAGUUCUUCAAUUUUGCAAUGGGAGCUAGUAGAAAACUUCAAGGAGAAAUCGAUCGAGUCUUGAAAAAAGUUCACGAAGGUGUUGAGGUGUUCGAUAGUAUAUGGAACAAGGUUUACGAUACUGAUAAUGCAAAUCAAAAAGAGAAGUUUGAGGCGGAUUUGAAGAAGGAGAUUAAGAAACUUCAGAGAUAUAGAGAUCAAAUUAAGACAUGGAUUCAGUCGAGUGAGAUCAAGGAUAAAAAGGUUAGUGCCUCUUAUGAGCAGGCUCUGUUGGAUGCUCGCAAGAUUAUCGAGCGUGAAAUGGAAAGAUUUAAAGUUUGCGAAAAGGAAACCAAGACAAAAGCCUUCUCUAAAGAAGGGUUAGGGCAACAACCCAAAACAGAUCCGAAAGAGAAGGCGAAAUUGGAGACUAGGGAAUGGUUAAACACUGUGGUAGGAGAGCUGGAGUCCCAAAUUGAUAGUUUUGAGGCUGAUAUUGAGGGUCUCUCAGUAAAAAAGGGAAAAGCAAGACCUCCAAGACUGACACAUUUGGAGACAUCAAUUGUUCGGCAUAAAGCUCACAUAAUGAAGUUAGAGUUGAUACUGAGACUUCUUGACAAUGAUGAAUUGAGUCCAGAGGAUGUUAAUGAUGUGAGAGAUUUCAUAGAAGACUACGUGGAACGUAAUCAGGAUGAUUUUGAAGAAUUCAGCGAAGUUGAUGAUCUUUACAGCUCUUUAGACUUAGACAAGGUGGAAUUGCUUGAAGACCUGGUUACAAUACCUCCUGGUCUUGUUAAGGGUGUCGGUACCGCAAGUGCAGUAUUAAGUAUGAAGCCUUCUGUAACUUCUUCACCAACUCAAGUAUCGGGUUCUUCCACUCCGGACCAAGUUGAAGAAACGGCUUCCCAGGACAGUAAUUCUGAUAUAGUUCCAAGAACUCCACCUUCCAAGAAUGGAAUAUUAAGUCAGUCGGCAUUGACCACACCAACAGGAACCAAUACAGCUGCUGCUACUAGCGCUAUGGCAGCACGUUCAGCAGUCGGUGGUUCAACGGUUUCUUCAGUUUUUUCUGCUCCAGAAUCUGCCCGAGGUGUUGGUGAUACUUCUGCUGCUGUUGGUUCAUCAUCUCCUAUUUCAGUGAAAGAGGAAGAGGACUCAAACUUUUCUAGCCACCGGUCUUCUCCAGUUCUUGCUGAUAUUACACUCGGAAGGAGUAUGGGUAAAGGGACUGUGGGUGGAGGUACAUCGACUCAAUCACUUAAUGGUGGCCAUCUGAGUACCAGCAGUGUGAUCCCCAGCAGCCCUGGAUCGCUUGGGGGAGCUCCUACUGCCAUGGAUAUGCCAAAAAGAAACAUUUCAGGAGCCGACGAUAGAGGAAGCACUACUAUUGUACAACCUUUGGUUUCACCUCUAAGUAACAGAAUUCUCUUGCCGCAAGUUUCCAAAUCUAGUGAGGGAGCUGUUUUAGUUGAUUCAGCUAAUGCUAGUGAGCCGACAAUGAUAGGUGGAAAAGUUUUCUCUCCACAGUGGAGACCUCACGCUGGAAGCUCUUUUCAGAAUCCAAAUGAAGUGGGCCAGGUUCGUGCAAGAACUGAGAUUGCUCCCGAUCAAAGAGACAAAUAUUUGCAGCGGUUCCAACAGGUGCAGCAGCAAGGACAUAGUAACCUCAUUGGUGUGCCUCAUUUAAGUGGAGGAAAUCAGUUCUUUCCACAGCAGCAAAACACUCUUUUACAGCAGUUCAACUCUCAAAGCCAAUCGUUAUCGCCUCAAGUUGGAUUAGGACUUGGAGUUCAGACGUCAGGUCUGAAUAGCGUAACAUCUGCUUCUUUACAGCAGCCAAAUUCUGUCCUCCAACAGCAGUCUACUCAGCAUUCUUUGAUGUCAGCUGGGUCGAAAGAUUCAGAUUUUAGCCAUGUCAAAGUUGAGGACCAGCAACAACAGCAGAAUUCAUCUGAUCAUUCAAGCAUGGAACCUUCUAUGAGUUCUGGGUUUAACAAGAAUCUCAUGAAUGAGGAUGAUCUGAAGACACAAUAUGCAGCAGAUACUCCUGCUGGAGUGUCUAGCUCUUUGUCAGAAGCUACCCAAACUCCGAGAGGCAUUGAUCUUUCUCCUGGACAACCUUUACAGUCCAAUCAACCUUCUGGCAGCCUGGGUGUCAUAGGCCGACGAAGUGUUUCUGAUCUUGGCGCUAUUGGUGAUAGCCUAAGUGCGUCAACAGCAAAUUCUGGCGGAUCGCAUGAUCAGUUGUAUAAUUUGCAGAUGCUUGAAGCUGCUUAUCACAAGCUUCCUCAACCCAAGGACUCGGAACGUGCAAAGACUUACAUUCCAAGACAUCCUGUGGCCACCCCACCAAGCUAUCCUCAGGUGCAAUCACCCAUUGUCGACAACCCAGCCUUUUGGGAACGAUUGGGUCUUGAGACAUUAGGAACGGAUACUUUGUUCUUUGCCUUUUAUUAUCAGCAGAAUACUUAUCAGCAAUACUUGGCUGCAAGAGAAUUGAAAAAGCAGUCCUGGAGAUACCAUAGAAAAUAUAAUACAUGGUUUCAAAGGCACGAGGAGCCCAAAGUUGCGAACGAUGAGUAUGAACAGGGGACGUAUGUUUACUUUGAUUUCCAUAUUCUCAACGACGAAAAGCAACAUGGAUGGUGCCAAAGAAUCAAGACUGAGUUCACCUUCGAGUACAGUUAUCUCGAAGACGAACUGGUUGUAUAGAUCUGUGUAUUUGACGCAGUGGUUGCAAAGAGUAGAGAGUCAACACUGUGAUCAACUAGUUAACCUUGGUAAUUCAAGGGGUUGUUUUAUCCACAAGAACACAAGUGAUAAACACUUGGAGCAGAAACUUACUUCUUUAUAUUAAUAGCAAUAUCCUUCAACACAGGUUUUCUGCA